GAAAUUGCCCUUCUCAACUCUCAAAGAGAACAGGGACUUCCCUUAACAAUAUGUCCAAAUCAAGGUUGGAGGGCAAAGUGGCCCUUGUCACCGGCGCAGCCAGCGGCAUAGGCGAGGAGACGGUGAGACUCUUCGCCGCCAAUGGGGCCUUCGUCGUGGCCGCCGAUGUACAAGACGGAUUAGGCCAGCAAGUAGUUCAAUCAAUAGGCUCAGAAAAGGUGACUUACCAUCACUGCGACGUUAGAGACGAGAAGCAAGUUGAGGCAACGGUGAAUUACACAUUGGAAAAGUAUGGCAAAUUGGAUAUCUUAUUCAGCAACGCAGGGAUAAUAGGCCCUUUGACAAGCAUCAUGGACCUUGACUUAGACGGCUUCGACCACACCAUGGCGACAAACGUACGCGGCGUUGCGGCGACAUUCAAGCACGCGGCACGGGUUAUGGUGGCUCGUGGCACCCGUGGGUCGCUCAUCUGCACUGCGAGUGUGUCGGCGUCGCUUGGAGGCACCGGCCCCCACUCGUACUCAGUGUCAAAGCACGCGCUGGUGGGGCUGGUCAGGACAGCCUGCAGCGAGCUCGGGGCGCACGGUAUCAGGGUGAACAGCGUGUCGCCUUACGGGGUGGCGACGCCUCUGGCAUGUCGGGCGUACAACCUGCAGCCGGAGGAGGUGGAGACGAAUAUCUCGGCAGCGGCGAACUUGAAGGGGGUGGCGUUGAAGGCAAGGCACGUGGCGGAGGCUGCAUUGUUUCUUGCGAGUGAUGAGUCGGAGUAUGUGAGUGGACACAACUUGGUUGUGGAUGGAGGCUUCACGGUUGUUGCUCAUGGUUACUCUGCCGUUUGAGGCUGCGCUUUUGGUGGAGUUUUUUAAGCUGCUCUAGCAAAGCCAACGCAAUGUUUAAUCUGUGUAUGUUUUUGGCAUUAAUUUUCUUUUGUAAUUCUAAUAUAUUACUAUAGAAAAAUAAGUUUUGCUUUCAAAGUCAAACCUUGUUACCAGCACUUUCCAUGUGCAUUUUCCUUGCGAUCUGCAGUGCUAUCUUUCCUUCUUUUUU
This is a messenger RNA of Morus notabilis, 1047 nucleotides long. Its product is annotated as short-chain dehydrogenase reductase 3b. The coding region runs from base 51 to 839 and encodes 262 amino acids. NCBI's taxonomy places the organism in Eukaryota, Viridiplantae, Streptophyta, Magnoliopsida, Rosales, Moraceae. The record is from RefSeq and is a predicted model, not a curated record. The transcript has 3 exons.